This is a messenger RNA of Bolinopsis microptera, 1691 nucleotides long. Its product is annotated as serpin B6-like. The record is from RefSeq and is a predicted model, not a curated record. Gene Ontology annotation, molecular function: serine-type endopeptidase inhibitor activity. Lineage: Eukaryota; Metazoa; Ctenophora; Tentaculata; Lobata; Bolinopsidae. Bases 7 to 1212 code for a protein of 401 amino acids. The transcript is spliced from 3 exons.
UAGGCAAUGACUUCCCAGGGGCAGUUUCUAAACCAAGACAAGAGCACAGUGAGGAAGCGAUGUGCGGAGAGCAUCUGCGACUUCAGUGCCAAGUUGUACGGGCAUCUCUGUAAUAAAUCCGACAAAAACAUCUUCUUCUCGCCUUUAAGCAUAGCAGCGUGCCUCCAGAUGGUACACCAUGGCGCUAAGGGUAACACUAAACGACAAACCAGCGAUGUAAUGGGUAUUCUUGGUAUUGAAGAUGCUGACAUUUUGUCGUUUUACCACGACACCAUAGCUUCCCUAAACUCAGAGGAGGAUAAGUUUACUUCACUUGACGUUGCUAAUAGAGUCUGGAUUAAAGACAACUUUGCGGUGUUGGAUGCAUACAAGCAGAUGCUACAGGGGCAGUUACAUGCAGAUAUUAUAAGGAAUCCUUUUACCGACCCUGAUGGAGUGUCUAACGAGGUGAACGAAUGGGUCUCCAAAUCAACCAAAGGAAUGAUAAAAGAGCUUAUUACUCCAGCAAUGAUAAACGGUCUCACAAGGCUUAUCCUCUGCAAUGCUAUCUACUUCAAGGGUCUCUGGACUCACGCUUUUGACACCUCUGAUGAAGAAGACUUCCACUUGAGCGCCAAGGAGACUAAGAAGGUACAGAUGAUGAGACAUUACAAGGCAGAGAAGAUGAUGUACGGUGAAAACGGAGUUGCUCGAUAUGUUAUAAUACCGUAUAAGGGGCGGAAAGGAAUCAGUAUGAUGGUUAUCCUGCCUCAAGUGCCCUACCAGCUACAAGAGGUGGAGAAGAAGAUGACAGAACGCCCUGGAGUGGUUAACGAGUGGUUUAAGUCCGCUUCCAGCCGGAAUGUCCGGCUGAAGCUACCCAAGUUCAAGUUUGAGGAGAAGUACGAUCUGAAGCAGUUGCUGGAGGAACUUGGUGUCACUGAUAUGUUCACAGUGGGUGUCGCAGACUUUUCAGGGAUAAACGGGCUGUACAUUCCAGAACUUAGUCGGUACCCGCUAUAUCUAUCAGAAUCAUGUCAUAUCAGUAAAAUUGACCUCGAAGUUCCGUUCAAGAAAUUCCCCAACUUACGGUCCGUUAACUUGAAGCCAGUCAAACAGAGGGAGGUGAAAAGUACAGCUAUGGACUUUGUCGCGGAUGAGCCGUUUUUGAUAAAGAUUUAUCUUAAGGACGUGGUUUUAUUUUCUGGCAGAUGCAAAAAUCCUCUGUACUGAUCUUUUCCUAUGUUGGUAUUAGUCUGUAAAUAUAAAUUUUGUAUGAUAUAUUUAUAUGUGUAUAACUAUGCCCUGUAUAUUGUAUAUAUUCAAUUGUAAUACUGUAUCAGAUUUAUGUAAUCCUGUUUGUUAAGGUCCUUAAUUUGGUUUAUGAUUUUACAGAGUAUUUAAAUAUACACAAUGUUAUGUUACUCAGAUAAGAUAAUAACAAUAAUUUGAUUACAAGUUGAAUAGUUGCGCUUAGUAUUUGGUAAACACCAGUUACAUUGGUGCUCAUCUUGCUUCAUAUUUUAAAUGCUGGAUCGAGGAAAUUAGUAGAUUUUAUCAGUUCAGGCUGUUUUAUACAUUUGGGACGCUGAACUCAUCAUUUGAUUGGCAUGAUAAGAUCCUCUCUAGAAAAUCAUUAAACAUUUUGUAUGAUUCAAACGUCAUUCCGUCAUAAUGUCUACCAGAUUUAACUUAAUCUUAUGAAAUCAAUG